AGGGUUUUGAUUUCUUCAUUUUAGACCUACCUUCUUCAAGCCGCGGCUAGCAAGAUAACCUACUUCUCUUUCCCACACGACGCUUAAGAGUUCGAGCCAUGGCCGCCGCCGUAGAAAUCGACGCUGAGAUCCAGCAGCAGCUCACCAACGAAGUCAAGCUCUUCAACCGUUGGAGUUUCGACGACGUUUCGGUCACAGACAUUAGUCUUGUUGACUACAUUGGUGUUCAGCCUGCGAAACACGCAACCUUCGUCCCCCACACCGCUGGAAGAUACUCUGUGAAGAGGUUCAGGAAGGCUCAAUGCCCUAUCGUCGAGAGGCUCACAAACUCUCUCAUGAUGCACGGGAGGAACAACGGUAAGAAGCUGAUGGCUGUCAGGAUCAUCAAGCACGCCAUGGAGAUCAUCCAUCUCUUGACUGACGCUAACCCUAUUCAGGUCAUCAUCGAUGCCAUUGUUAACAGUGGUCCACGUGAAGAUGCGACCAGGAUUGGAUCCGCUGGUGUGGUUAGGAGGCAGGCCGUUGAUAUCUCUCCCCUGAGACGUGUGAACCAAGCCAUCUUCUUGCUCACCACUGGUGCACGUGAAGCUGCAUUCAGAAACAUCAAGACUAUCGCUGAGUGCCUUGCGGAUGAGCUCAUCAAUGCUGCUAAAGGAUCUUCCAACAGCUACGCCAUCAAGAAGAAGGAUGAGAUUGAGAGAGUUGCUAAGGCCAACCGUUAAGGGUUCUUUUUGCAUUAUAUUUCAAAGAGCAUUGUGCUGUUUUCGUUAGCUUUGGUUAUGUAUCAGAAGGUUUCUCUUAUCUUUUAAUGAAGUUUUGACGCUUUAAUCGACCUUGUGAUCUUUGAUCAAACAGUUUCAUAUUUAAUAAUCUUUUCAUUUA
Molecule: messenger RNA, 882 nt
Organism: Brassica oleracea var. oleracea
Lineage: Eukaryota; Viridiplantae; Streptophyta; Magnoliopsida; Brassicales; Brassicaceae
Product: 40S ribosomal protein S5-1-like
Exons: 5
Coding region: 99-722 (207 amino acids)
Biological process (GO): ribosomal small subunit assembly; translation
Cellular component (GO): cytosolic small ribosomal subunit; ribosome
Molecular function (GO): structural constituent of ribosome; mRNA binding; rRNA binding
Source: RefSeq, a predicted model, not a curated record